Molecule: messenger RNA, 399 nt
Organism: Tripterygium wilfordii
Lineage: Eukaryota; Viridiplantae; Streptophyta; Magnoliopsida; Celastrales; Celastraceae
Exons: 2
Coding region: 1-399 (132 amino acids)
Source: RefSeq, a predicted model, not a curated record
AUGGUGAAGGAGGCGAGAGACGGAAUUGAGAAGAUUAGAAAAAGGUUGAUCACUGCUCAAAGUAGGCAAAAGUCCUAUGUGGAUAAGAGGAGGAGGCCAUUGGAAUUUGCGGUUGGUGACAAGGUAUUUUUGAAGCUAGUUGGAUCGGUAGCCUAUCAUUUGGCACUUCCACCAAAAUUGGCUAAAGUUCAUAAUGUGUUUCAUGUCUCUAUACUACGAAAAUAUGAGCUAGAUCCAUCAUAUGUUUUAGAUUGGACCACAUUGGAAGUGGAGGAAGAUGGAAGCUACACUCUUCAACCGAUGAGGAUUUUGGAUCGAAAGGAUAAGGUCACACGGUCAAGUGUGAUACCGUUGGUUAAAGUCUAUUGGAUGUAUCAUGACAUGGAAGAGGCGACAUGA